Molecule: messenger RNA, 543 nt
Organism: Blastocystis hominis
Lineage: Eukaryota; Bigyra; Opalinata; Blastocystidae
Exons: 3
Coding region: 1-543 (180 amino acids)
Source: RefSeq, a predicted model, not a curated record
AUGAUCGCCGCGAUGGGCUUGAUAUCGAAUAGCUCCGUGGCCGUCGUCGCAUCGAUGCUGGUGUCCCCUCUAAUGGGUCCAAUCCUCGGCAUUGCCUUCGCGACCAUCGUUCACGAUUGGCAGCUCCUUCGAAAGUCGCUCAAAUCGGAGCUCAUCGGCAUCGGCAUCUGUUUUGUCUGUGGGUUCAUCAUCGGUGCGUUGGGAUCACCGCUCGCGUUGCAAACCCGCGGGAAUAUCUGGCCUGGCUGGCCGACGGCGGAGAUGGUGAAUCGUGGAGAUGCGUACAAUCUGAUUAUCGGGUUUUUAAUCGCGUUGCCUUCGGGAGUCGGCGUGGCUCUCGCGAUUUCGGGGCGAAAUACGUCCUCGCUGGUGGGCGUUGCGAUCUCUGCGUCGUUGCUUCCGCCGUGUGUGAACGCUGGAGUUCUGUGGGCUUAUUCGUUCUUUGGAUGGAUUGGAAACAACUUCCCCGAGGGAGUGAAAUGGAGCGAUUUGGCGUAUCUUGGGCUGAUCAGCUUUUGCUUGUGUUUGGUGAAUAUUGUGUAG